Molecule: messenger RNA, 1488 nt
Organism: Chenopodium quinoa (quinoa)
Lineage: Eukaryota; Viridiplantae; Streptophyta; Magnoliopsida; Caryophyllales; Amaranthaceae
Exons: 2
Coding region: 45-1214 (389 amino acids)
Molecular function (GO): acyltransferase activity, transferring groups other than amino-acyl groups
Source: RefSeq, a predicted model, not a curated record
AACUAUCUAUUUCCAACAUAUAAAUAUUUACUAUUCUUAGGUGCAUGAAGAUGGCAACAUCCUUGGAACUAACCAUUGGCAUCGAAGGUGCUUACUCAACAUCACCAACGAAGACAACCGACCCACGAUUAUCAUACAUGAUAUCGAUCUCUAACGAUGAAUCAUUGAAUGACAAUCAUCAUAAUCACGGAGUAUUGCAAAAAUGGAUGCAUACCGUGCUAUGCUACAAGAAGCAUAGUGAUGAUAGUGAAGAUUAUGGGUUGCAUGCUAAGGGAAGGAUCAAGGAGUCCCUAGGAAAGGCCUUGUUAGAGCACCCUAUUUUGGCUGGAAGACUUAGAAGAUCUGAAAAUGAUAAUGGAGAUUUAAGGAUUGUGUCAAAUGAUAGUGGAAUUAGAUGUAUUGAUGCACAAAUUUCACUUAGUUUGGUACAUUUUCUUGAAUUGUCCAAGGAGAAGAAGAAUGAAGUUGAAGGCAAAUUGCUUUAUUGGAAAAACGUUGAUGAAUCUAAUCCUAUUUUUUCUCCACUCUUCUACAUUCAGAUGACCAAAUUCAAAUGUGGGGGAUACUCAAUUGGGAUAAGUUGUAGCCUUCUCUUGACUGACCCUUUGUACAUGGCAAAGUUCCUCAACAAAUGGGCAAAAAUUCAUAUGAGCAUGGUCUACGAAAGUGAAAUGUCAAAAACACUCUCGUGUAUCUACUCCUCUUAUUUCAAAUUUGGAUCCGAACACGAAUAUGGUACGAUCCAUGACUCAAGCAAUACUAGAAGAAAAACUUCCAAAACCAUGAUAUUCAACAUUUCAACCGAAGAAACAAAACAUUAUUUAAGAGAUGAAAUUUGCAAGUAUUUUGUGCAACACUGCUUAGAGAAGGCAGAGAACAUAUUUGGUAGCAAAUUGGGUUCACCCUUCACUCUAAUGACCAAAGAACCAAAUGGAAAUACCAAAGUUGAGAUUUUUACAAGAAAAGCCAAUUUUACAUCACCCAAAAACUUGAAAUAUGAGCUUAAUUCUUCUAGUUGGGAAGAUUUGAAAAUUAAUGAUGUUGCUUUUCAAAGAGGAAAUGGGCCAAUUGAUGCUUCACAUUGGAUUUCUUGUGAUGCCCUUGAAGGAAUGGUAUUGGUUGUAAUUUCGGAAGCAAUCAAGGGCAAAUCUGGCAUACAUGUUUACGUCACCGUUCCUAUUGAUCAAGACCUUCAAGAGAUUGAAUGUUAUUAGAUCUUGUGUGUUGAUAAUCCCAAUUCUCAACCAACUCAAGAAGAAAUUAAAGUCCAUAUAUUAUUGUUUUGAAUUUUUGAUUGAUCUCCCUCGUUAUAUAUUUUACCUUGUUUUGGUACAUUUUAUUUUACUUUAUGAACAAUUUGUUAACAUAUUUUAUACAUGUCAUGUAUGUAUGUGUAAUGUGUGUAUACGUUAAUGCGUACAUACACUUAUAAGUGACCACAAUAUGUAUUGAUUUCUAUAUUAUAAAGUAUUUCUUUUUUGUCAUCAA